Molecule: messenger RNA, 1350 nt
Organism: Poecilia reticulata (guppy)
Lineage: Eukaryota; Metazoa; Chordata; Actinopteri; Cyprinodontiformes; Poeciliidae
Gene: hesx1
Product: HESX homeobox 1
Biological process (GO): forebrain development; regulation of transcription by RNA polymerase II; pituitary gland development
Cellular component (GO): nucleus
Molecular function (GO): DNA-binding transcription repressor activity, RNA polymerase II-specific; RNA polymerase II cis-regulatory region sequence-specific DNA binding
Source: RefSeq, a predicted model, not a curated record
UGAUAUGGUUGGCGGUGAGAAUGACGCUCGUAGGCCCAGGCAGACAUUUUAUGAAGAAUUUAAUGAUGACUCCACAGAACUCAAGCACAAGGAAGGGAACAGACAGGACUAUUUGCGUGUCAGUGAAGUUAAAGAAACUCCUCGGUUCAGACAUAAUGGAAUACACUGUGACUCCCUUGAAGGAAGAACGCCACUCAGCAUUUUAUAUUGAUCAGAUUCUGGGUUUGGAUCAGGAAAACUCUGGGAAGAAUCUAAAACUACACCGACCCUGGACAGAACUUGGAGCAGAGAUGGGGAAGAGAGAGAAAAGUUUCUGCUGUAAACAAAACAUUUGUUAUCAAGCUCCACUGCAAAACCAAACUGGACCCAAACUAAGCUGGUAUACUGGACGACGGCCGCGCACAGCCUUCAGCAGCAGCCAGGUGAAUGUUCUGGAGAUGGUGUUCCAGGUCGACUGCUAUCCAGGGAUCCAGCUGAGGGAGCAGCUGGCAGGGAGGCUGGACCUGGACGAGGACCGAAUCCAGAUCUGGUUCCAGAACCGACGAGCAAAAUUGAGGCGUUCACUCAGAGAGACCCGACUGCAGCUGGUUCAGACGGCCAUGAUGGAGCUGAAGAUGAGGCCGGAGGCUGGACACCGCCCAGAGGAGCGUCACCUUCCUCCUCCUCUUCACUGUGAUGCAGAGUAUGAGGAGUGAUCAAGUUCUCACUGUCUGCAGAAGGUGUUCAUCUUUGCAUUAAUAUUCAUCUGCAUAAUUUUCUGAAAACCUCUCUAAACUCCAGGGAAAUUACUAAGAAUUGCAGAAUGUAAAUGGCUGUUUUAUAUUGUUUUAUUUGUCCAAUAUCACAAUUUACAAGGAAUGCGAACUGGUCUUAUAUCAAAGCAGGAAUGAUUUGAGCUGAUAAAAACUUGAUAGUUUGAAGAAUAUUUUGUGAACCGUUAUUUCUCAGUUUGACAACUCAAUGUAUCAGACCUUCCGAGUAGCUGUGUACUAUUGAAUUUAUUAGGAAUAAAAAUACUUAACAUGUUAACAUCUGUGUUUUUAUCACACAUUGAUUUUCGUCUACACCGUCUUUGCUAAAGAAUGAGACAAUAACUGCUUGACACAUGACAUUUUCAAUAAUAUUAAAACAUUUACUGUCAAAAUGAGGCAUUAUGAAAUAUUUUUCUCACUGUGAAGCAAAAGAAAGAGCAGAGUGUGUUAGUGCACAUAAUGUAGGAUCUUCUAAAGCACCUGUGUCAAACUAAAGGCCCAUGGGCCAAAUCUGGCCUGCCUUAGCUUUUUAUGUAGCCCUCUAUAUUCUAGACUAAACACUAAGUAUGCUUAAAUAUUAUGUUUUCGAUCAAAUCAA